AGGGCAGCAGGGCGCAAUGUCCGCAGCCAUCUCCAUUAAAGAAGAAGAAUGUGACCGGAAGAGAUUUACAACUUCUGGUGCGCGCUGUUUGCUGUAAAGUCGUGUUGGAGUUGCGCGUUGGUUUUUGUUUAACAAUCACUUGGAGAUAAAAACAUGUACGACCAGGACGAAGAUCCUCAGUACGAGGAGGACGAUGAUGAAAUCACUCCGGAUUUGUGGCAGGAAGCUUGCUGGAUCGUCAUUAGCUCUUACUUUGAUGAGAAGGGUCUGGUAAGACAGCAGCUGGACUCUUUUGAUGAGUUCAUCCAGAUGUCGGUUCAGAGGAUUGUGGAGGACGCACCACCAAUCGACCUGCAGGCUGAAGCGCAGCACACCUCAGGAGAGGUGGAGGAGCCGCCUCGUUACCUGCUGAAGUUUGAGCAGAUUUACCUGUCAAAGCCCACCCACUGGGAGAGAGACGGAGCUCCGUCUCCCAUGAUGCCCAAUGAAGCCCGACUGAGAAACCUUACGUACUCUGCCCCGCUUUAUGUUGACAUCACAAAGACUAUCAUAAAGGAGGGCGAGGACCAGCUACUAACUCAGCACCAGAAGACCUUCAUUGGUAAAAUUCCCAUCAUGCUUCGCUCCACCUACUGUUUGCUGAGCGGCCUAACGGACCGAGACCUGUGUGAGCUUAACGAGUGUCCGCUUGACCCCGGAGGUUAUUUCAUCAUCAACGGCUCUGAAAAGGUGUUGAUUGCUCAGGAAAAGAUGGCCACCAACACGGUGUAUGUGUUUGCCAAGAAAGACUCAAAGUACGCCUACACGGGCGAGUGUCGGUCCUGUUUGGAGAACUCGUCCCGUCCCACCAGCACCAUCUGGGUCAGCAUGAUGGCCCGAGGAGGACAGGGAGUGAAGAAGAGCGCCAUCGGUCAGAGAAUUGUCUCCACGCUGCCGUACAUCAGACAGGAAGUUCCCAUCAUCAUCGUAUUUCGAGCGCUGGGGUUCGUGUCGGACAGAGACAUCCUGGAACACAUCAUCUACGACUUUGACGACCCAGAGAUGAUGGAGAUGGUGAAGCCAUCUUUGGACGAAGCGUUUGUGAUCCAGGAGCAGAAUGUUGCUUUAAACUUCAUCGGUUCCAGAGGAGCGAAACCCGGUGUGACGAAAGAAAGAAGAAUAAAAUAUGCAAAAGAAGUUCUGCAGAAGGAAAUGCUGCCACACGUCGGAGUCAGCGACUUCUGCGAGACCAAGAAGGCCUACUUCCUAGGGUAUAUGGUCCACAGGCUGCUGCUGGCUGCUCUUGGCAGAAGAGAGCUGGACGACCGAGAUCACUACGGCAACAAGAGAUUGGACCUGGCGGGGCCGCUGCUGGCCUUCCUGUUUAGAGGCAUGUUUAAGAACCUGUUGAAGGAGAUCAGGAUUUACGCUCAGAAGUUCAUCGACAGAGGAAAAGACUUCAAUCUGGAGUUGGCCAUUAAAACCAGAAUCAUCUCAGACGGCCUGAAGUACUCACUUGCCACUGGGAACUGGGGCGAUGUGAAGAAAGCUCACCAGGCCCGAGCCGGAGUGUCACAGGUGUUGAACCGUCUGACCUUCGCCUCCACUCUGUCUCACCUCCGCCGACUCAACUCUCCCAUCGGCAGAGACGGAAAACUGGCAAAACCCCGACAGCUCCACAACACGCUGUGGGGGAUGGUGUGUCCGGCCGAGACGCCCGAGGGUCACGCCGUGGGACUGGUGAAGAACUUGGCCCUCAUGGCCUACAUCUCUGUGGGCUCUCAGCCGUCUCCCAUCCUGGAGUUUCUGGAGGAGUGGAGUAUGGAGAACUUGGAGGAAAUCUCACCCGCUGCCAUUGCAGAUGCCACUAAGAUAUUUGUGAACGGAUGCUGGGUCGGAAUUCACAAAGAUCCUGAACAGCUGAUGAACACACUGAGGAAACUCCGUCGACAGAUGGACAUCAUCGUAUCCGAGGUAUCGAUGAUCAGAGACAUCAGGGAACGUGAGAUCAGAAUCUACACGGACGCAGGAAGGAUAUGUCGACCUCUUCUGAUCGUAGAGAAGCAGAAACUACUGCUGAAGAGGCGCCACAUUGACCAGCUAAAGGAGCGGGAGUACAACAACUACAGCUGGCAGGACCUGGUGGCGAGCGGUGUGGUGGAGUACAUCGACACUCUAGAGGAGGAGACAGUGAUGCUCGCUAUGACCCCUGAUGACCUCCAGGAGAAGGGCGUGGCCUACUGCUCCACUUAUACGCACUGUGAGAUCCACCCGUCCAUGAUCCUGGGAGUCUGUGCUUCCAUCAUCCCCUUCCCCGAUCACAACCAGUCCCCCAGGAACACAUACCAGUCUGCUAUGGGAAAACAGGCCAUGGGAGUCUACAUCACCAACUUCCAUGUCCGGAUGGACACGUUGGCUCACGUGUUGUACUACCCUCAGAAACCACUAGUCACCACCCGGUCGAUGGAGUACCUGCGCUUCAGAGAGCUGCCUGCAGGGAUCAACUCCAUUGUGGCGAUCGCUUCGUACACAGGAUACAACCAGGAAGACUCGGUGAUCAUGAACCGGUCUGCCGUCGACCGAGGCUUCUUCAGGUCAGUUUUCUAUCGAUCCUACAAAGAGCAGGAGUCUAAGAAGGGUUUUGAUCAGGAGGAGAUCUUUGAGAAGCCGACACGUGAAACAUGUCAAGGUAUGAGACACGCCAUCUACGAAAAGCUUGAUGAUGACGGCCUCAUCGCUCCCGGCGUGCGUGUCUCCGGCGAGGACGUGAUCAUCGGUAAGACCGUCACCCUGCCGGAGACCGACGACGAGCUGGACAGCACCAACCGCCGCUACACCAAGAGGGACUGCAGCACCUUCCUGAGAACAAGUGAGACUGGCAUUGUGGACCAGGUGAUGGUGACUCUGAACCAGGAGGGCUACAAGUUCUGCAAGAUCAGGGUUCGCUCAGUGCGGAUUCCUCAGAUUGGAGACAAGUUCGCCAGCCGCCACGGACAAAAAGGAACCUGUGGAAUUCAGUACAGACAGGAGGACAUGCCGUUCACCUGUGAGGGAAUCACACCAGAUAUCAUCAUCAACCCUCAUGCCAUCCCGUCCAGAAUGACAGUUGGCCAUCUGAUUGAGUGUCUGCAAGGCAAGGUUUCCGCAAACAAAGGUGAGAUUGGUGAUGCAACGCCGUUUAAUGACGCUGUCAAUGUGCAGAAAGUAUCCAACCUGCUGUCUGAGUAUGGAUACCACCUGAGAGGAAAUGAGGUUCUGUAUAAUGGGUUCACGGGGAGGAAGCUGACGUCUCAGAUCUUCAUCGGUCCGACUUAUUAUCAACGCCUGAAACACAUGGUGGAUGAUAAAAUCCACUCGAGGGCCCGUGGACCGGUUCAGAUCCUCAACAGACAACCCAUGGAGGGCCGGUCACGUGAUGGUGGCCUGCGCUUCGGGGAGAUGGAGCGUGACUGUCAGAUUGCACACGGAGCGGCUCAGUUCCUGAAGGAGCGUCUGUUUGAAGCUUCUGAUCCGUAUCAGGUUCAUGUGUGUAACCUGUGUGGACUGAUGGCCAUCGCCAACACGAGGACACACACAUAUGAGUGUCGAGGCUGCCGCAACAAGACCCAGAUCUCUCUCGUUCGGAUGCCGUACGCCUGUAAGCUUCUUUUCCAGGAGUUGAUGUCGAUGAGCAUUGCUCCUCGUAUGAUGACGUCAUAGAGCUGCUCCUCCAAUGGGACGCCUCCCUGCAUACCUUAAAUCAGCUGUAGUUUCAUGUUUUUACAAUUUCUUGUCAUUAUACUUUGUUUCUGUAAAAGUAGAAUAAAUCUGUUUCUUAUA
Messenger RNA from Gasterosteus aculeatus aculeatus (three-spined stickleback), 3798 nucleotides. The record is from RefSeq and is a predicted model, not a curated record. NCBI's taxonomy places the organism in Eukaryota, Metazoa, Chordata, Actinopteri, Perciformes, Gasterosteidae.